UUGCGCCUGGUCCUGGGGCCCGAAAAGGGGUAUCCCCCUUGUCCUCCUUCCCCACUUCCCCCCUUCCCCCACCCCCAUCCCUCACGCGCCUCCUCCCGUUUGCCCCUCCCUUCCCCGAUCUUCUUCUCCGCCCCAUGGAAUUCCAAAGCCCGCAGCAGCCGCCCGCGUCGCCGCCCUCCGGAGGCUUGUCCCUCGUCGCUCGCCGUAGCCGGGCUCUCUCUCCGCUGGUCGCCGUUUCCAAGAUGGCCGCGGCGCGGACGCUCCCAGGCCGAAGGGCUCCCGCCGCCGGAUAAAGGCGGAGACGGCGUCCAGUGAGCCUCGCGGCCCCCGUGCUUCCCCCAGUCGCGGCCCGGCUGCAGCCUUACUUUCGCCACCGCCAUGCCGGGCUCGGUGCACGGAUGAGAGAGGCAGUCACCGCCGCCGAGCUGGUCUCCCCUCCCACCGGAGCCGCCGCCACCACCGCCGUCACAGCCAUGGAGGAGCCGCCGCCGCCGCUGCCGGAGCUGCCACUGCAGCUGGAGUUGGAGGGCUGCCAGGCGACGAGACAGGAGUGCAAGCUGGGAGAUAUUGCUUGCAGAAGCUCUGAAUCUGAUGCAGAAGAGUUUUCAGAUGAAACAAAUACCGAAAACCUUUAUGGCACCUCUCCUCCCAGCACACCCCGACAGAUGAAACGUAUGUCAACCAAGCACCAGAGGAAUAACGUAGGGAGACCUUCUAGCCGCUCCAGUUUAAAAGAAAAAAUGAAUGCACCAAAUCAGCUUCCUCACAAAGACAUUGGCAAAACGGUAGAGAAUGUGGAAGAACACAGCUAUAAGCAAGAGAAAAAGAUCCGAGCCACUCUUAGAACGACAGAACGGGAUCACAAAAAAAAUGUACAGUGCUCAUUCAUGUUAGACUCAGUGGGUGGAUCUUUACCAAAAAAAUCAAUUCCGGAUGUUGAUCUAAAUAAGCCUUACCUUAGCCUUGGCUGUAGCAAUGCUAAGCUUCCAGUUUCUAUGCCUAUGCCUAUAGCCAGAACUGCACGGCAGACUUCUAGGACUGAUUGUCCUUUGGAACGCUUAAAAUUCUUUGAAACUUUACGACUUCUACUAAAACUUACCUCAGUCUCAAAGAAAAAAGACAGGGAGCAGAGAGGACAGGAAAACACAUCUGCUUUCUGGUUUAACCGAUCCAAUGAACUUAUUUGGCUUGAGUUACAAGCCUGGCAUGCAGGACGGACCAUUAAUGACCAGGACCUUUUUUUAUACACUGCCCGCCAAGCCAUCCCUGAUAUUAUUAACGAAAUCCUCACAUUCAAAGUAAAUUAUGGAAAUUUUGCAUGUGUGAGAAAUGGAGAUAGUUUUAAUGGUACUUCAAUGGAAGGACAGUGCAGAGCACCCCAUGGAAUCAGUGCUAUGGGUUACUCAAACUAUCAUGAACAUCUCCAACGCCAGCGGGUCUCAUUUGAGCAGGUAAAGCGGAUAAUGGAGCUGCUUGAAUACAUAGAAGCACUUUAUCCCUCUUUGCAAGCUCUUCAAAAAGACUAUGAAAAAUAUGCUGCGAAAGAUUUCCAAGACAGAGUGCAGGCACUCUGUUUGUGGCUAAACAUUACAAAAGACUUAAAUCAGAAACUAAGGAUUAUGGGGACUGUUUUGGGCAUCAAGAAUUUAUCUGACAUUGGCUGGCCAGUGUUUGAAAUACCUUCUCCCCGACCAUCCAAAGGCACAGAACCAGAGGAGGAGGAAAGUGACACAGAAGAAGUGAAGGAAUUGGAUGCUACCACCGAUGAAAGUGAAGAAGACCAUAUCUUGGAUCGGAGUGUAAAGGACCUCAGACAGGCUAUGGAGAGCAGUUUUGACCUCCUGCCACAGGACCAUUUUUCUAAGAAGUUUGACAGACUUGAAUCUGAAGAUGAAUCAGUCGGCUGGGGAACAUCAGAGUACAGUACUGAAGCAGGCUAUAGUAGAUACUGUCUAACUUCUAUAUAUAGGCCAUUUGUAGACAAAGCACUCAAACAGAUGGGUUUGAGGAAAUUAAUUUUAAGACUUCACAAGCUAAUGGAUGGUUCUUUACAAAGGGCCCGUAUAGCAUUGGUUAAGAGUGAUCAUCCUUUGGAGUUUUCUGAGUUCCCAGAUCCUAUGUUGUGUUCAGAUUAUAUACAGUUGUCAAACACAACACCUUCAUCAGAACAAAAAUGCAGCACUGUGUCUUGGGAGGAGUUGAAAUCUAUGGAUUUGCCAUCAUUUGAACCUGCAUUCUUGGUCCUUUGUCGAGUACUUCUUAACGUUAUCCAUGAAUGUCUCAAAUUAAGAUUGGAACAGAGACCUGCUGGGGAACCCUCUCUCUUGAGUAUUAAGCAGCUGGUAAGAGAGUGUAAAGAGGUCCUGAAGGGUGGCCUUUUAAUGAAGCAAUAUUACCAAUUCAUGCUUCAUGAAGUAUUAGAUGAUUUGGAAAAGAUUGACUGCAACAUAGACUCUUUUGAAGAAGACCUGCAUAAAAUGUUGAUGGUGUAUUUUGAUUACAUGAGAAGUUGGAUCAAAAUGUUACAGCAGUUACCUCAAGCAUCUCAUAGUUUAAAAAAUCUUUUAGAAGAAGAAUGGAAUUUCACCAAAGAAAUAACUCACUAUAUAAGAGGAGGAGAAGCACAGGCUGGAAAAUUGUUUUGUGACAUUGCAGGAAUGCUGCUGAAAUCUACUGGAGGAUUCUUAGAUUGUGUCCUGCAAGAAAGUUGUGCUGAAUUCUGGACUAGUGCUGAUGAUAGCACUGCUUCAGAUGAAAUCAGGAGAUCGGUUAUAGAGACCAGCAGAGCACUGAAGGAACUUUUUCAUGAAGCUAGAGAAAGGGCUUCCAAAGCACUUGGCUUUGCUAAAAUGCUAAGAAAGGAUCUGGAAAUAGCAGCAGAAUUCAUUGUAUCAGCACCAGUGCAAGACCUUCUGGAUAUGCUGAAGUCAAAACAGUAUGUUAAGGUACAAAUUCCUGGAUUGGAAAACUUGCAAGUAUUUGUUCCACAUACUCUGGCUGAAGAGAAAUGUGUUAUUUUGCAACUGCUUAAUGCAGCUGCAGGAAAGGACUGUUCAAAAGAUUCAGAAGAUGUGGUAAUUGAGGCUUACUUACUCAUGACCAAGCACGGUGAUCGAGAUCAUGACUUAGAUGACCACUGGAGCACAUGGGAAGAACCACCUCUCAAAAUAGUGCCUCAGGUGGAAACAGUUGAUACACUAAGAAGUAUGCAGGUUGAAAACCUACUCUUAGUAGUCAUGCAGUCUGCUCAUCUUGUGAGUCAGAGAAAAGCUUUCCAGCAGUCUAUUGAAGGACUUGUAACUUUGCACCACGAACAAACCUCUAGUCAGCCAGUCAUCGCCAAAGCUUUGCAGCAGCUAAAGGAUGAUGCAUUGCAGCUGUGCAACAAAAUAAGUGAUGCCAUUGACCAAGUGGACCAUAUAUUCACAUCAGAAUUUGAUACUGAAGUUGAUGAAUCAGAAUCUGCCACCUUACAGCAAUAUUAUCGUGAAGCCAUGAUUCAGGGUUACAAUUUUGGUUUUGAGUAUCAUAAAGAAGUUGUACGUCUGAUGUCUGGAACUUUUAGACAGAAGAUUGGAGAUAAAUAUAUUAGCUUUGCCAGAAAGUGGAUGAAUUAUGUACUAACUAAAUGUGAGAGUGGUCGAGGCACUAGACCCAGGUGGGCAACUCAAGGUUUUGAUUUCCUGCAAGCCAUUGAACCAGCCUUUAUUUCAGCACUUCCUGAAGAUGACUUCUUGAGUUUACAAGCUUUGAUGAAUGAAUGCAUUGGUCAUGUGAUAGGAAAACCUCACAGUCCUGUUACAGCAGCUAUACAUCGGAACAGCCCCCGUCCUGUGAAGGUACCCCGAUGUCACAGUGAUCCUCCCAAUCCACAUCUCAUUAUCCCAACUCCUGAUGGAUUCAGCACUCGGAGUGUGCCUUCUGACGUGCGGAACCCAUGCAGUGCUGCUACCAGUCGCCCUGCCCCAGCCGGCAGCGACUCUGCUCCACCCAAACCUGUCAGCAAUACAAAUGAUAACAGGGGGUCCAGUGUUCCAGAAAAUGAUCGUUUGGCCUCCAUUGCUGCUGAAUUGCAAUUCAGAUCAUUGAGUCGACACUCAAGCCCCACAGAGGAGCGAGAAGAGCCUUCAUAUCCAAAAGGAGAUUCAAGUGGGCCAACACGGAGAAGUUGGGAGCUUCGAACUCUGAUCUGCCAAAAUAAGGAUACUGCUUCUAAACAAGGACCCAUAGAAGCUGUGCAAAAGUCAGUUCGAUUAUUCGAAGAAAAACGUUAUCGAGAAAUGAGAAGGAAGAAUAUCAUUGGUCAAGUUUGUGAUACCCCCAAAUCCUAUGAUAAUGUCAUGCACGUUGGAUUACGGAAGGUGACCUUCAAAUGGCAGAGAGGAAAUAAAAUUGGAGAAGGUCAGUAUGGAAAAGUCUAUACUUGUAUCAGUGUUGAUACUGGUGAAUUAAUGGCAAUGAAAGAAAUUCGAUUUCAGCCAAAUGACCAUAAAACUAUCAAAGAGACUGCAGAUGAACUAAAAAUAUUUGAAGGCAUCAAGCACCCCAAUUUGGUUCGGUAUUUUGGUGUGGAGCUUCAUAGAGAGGAAAUGUAUAUUUUCAUGGAAUACUGUGAUGAGGGCACCCUGGAAGAAGUAUCAAGGCUGGGGCUUCAGGAACAUGUCAUUCGGCUCUACUCCAAGCAGAUCACCAUUGCUAUUAACGUACUACAUGAGCACGGCAUAGUACAUAGGGACAUCAAAGGAGCCAAUAUCUUCCUUACCUCAUCUGGACUUAUUAAACUGGGGGAUUUUGGAUGUUCAGUCAAGUUAAAAAACAAUGCACAAACUAUGCCUGGAGAAGUGAACAGUACAUUAGGGACUGCAGCAUACAUGGCCCCUGAAGUCAUUACACGAGCAAAAGGAGAAGGACAUGGGCGUGCUGCAGACAUCUGGAGUUUGGGUUGUGUUGUGAUUGAAAUGGUUACUGGUAAGAGGCCUUGGCAUGAGUAUGAGCACAACUUUCAGAUCAUGUAUAAAGUUGGAAUGGGACAUAAACCACCCAUCCCUGAAAGGAUAAGCCCUGAAGGAAAAGAUUUUCUCUCACAUUGCCUCGAAAGUGAUCCAAAGAUGAGAUGGACAGCUAGCCAGCUCCUCGACCAUUCGUUUGUCAAGGUUUGCACAGAUGAAGAAUGAAGCUAUUCAGUAUGUGACCCAGUAGUGUAUGUACUCGGACAAAUUCCCUUACUCGCUACUGUAUGUAAUAUUUACAUGAAGACUGUGUUGAGAAACAGCAUGAACGUUUUUAACCUACCACAACUGAAGACUGCACAGGUGACGAUCGUCACUUCUCCUGCUGCUCCCAUCUCUCACGUGGCACGUGAUGCUCAUGUGCGACCGUGUCUGCAGAGUGUGAAAGUCAAAGUGCCAUUACUACUGUACAUGGACCAUUUCCUUCUUUGUCUGCUUUGUCCCUCACAUGAUGGAGAACUGUCGUAUUAAUACGUAGUAUUUUUGACCUUUCUAGGUCCGAAAAAAGUUGUCAUGUUACCAAGCGUGCUGGACCUUGUUUUUUAAUAUCCUGUUUGAGUGCACUGACUGUGAACCUUUAUCCUAUUUUUUUUUUGGGUCGGCUUCAGAUUUGUUAUGCAAGAGCUAAAUAAUGAAAAUUAAAGAAAAAGUUUUUUUUGUUUUUCUCUCAAUAAAUGGUUUAUUUUUAGGAAGCUUUGCUUGGGCUGUUCUAUUUUUUAAACCAGUAUUUUUUACCCAAGUAUUCACCAAGCAAGGGGACAUACUUGAAGAGCAAAGAAGGAGCUAAAGGAUCAUUAAAGCAAGCUUUUGGGGACUUGGUUAAUUAGCUCUAGAGUUACUUGAAUAAAGAUCGAAAGGAAAAAUGAAGAGAUUAGGUGACUGAUUUGUACAUAAUGUCACAAAUUUGUCAGAAUGAUUGGGCACUUGCCUCACAGGUCUUUCUUACCUUUCUGGUACCAUCACUAGGAAGGAGUGGAGUGGUCACCGGAUCUCACGUUGUAAGGCACUGAGAAGCCAUCCAGUCUAGCAUAUACCUGAGCCCUUCUACUUCUGCCUCUGCUUGAAGACCUCUCCAAGAAGUCCAUUACACUCAUGGACAGUCCUUUGAGAAAUCAUUUCUGCCAUCAAACCUAAAUUACCUCAUUGCUCCUAAUUCUGCCUUCUUGGCCAAGCUGAACAAGUCUACUGGUCCUUCUGUUUGUCAGCUUUACAAAGUGACUGAUCAACACAACCAGAAGAUCAUCAAUUUGGGGUGGAAGGAACCUCAGAGGUCAUAAGAAGUGGAAGGACUGGAAUUUGAACCCAAGUCCUCUGAAUGCUCAUAUCACUCUACCAUGAUGUCUCACUCUGAUACUGUAGUAACUAAUGGCCAUUUAAAAAAAUCAUGCUACUCUAAAAUUUUUGUUAAAAAUUUGCUAUUGAAGCUAUUUAGUCACAUAUCCAGGUAUUUUCAUAAAACAACCUAUUUUUUAGAUAAUAAGAGUUUACCAGGUUACCAUCAGCACUGCUAUGAAAUUUCCUGAUUGAUGAAAUUAUUUUAGUUUAUAUAUAUACCCGCUUUUAGGAAGCAUUUUAUUGUCCAUUGGCUUUUAGAAGAUGAAAAUUCAUUUACAAACAACAGUCAGCAUUGCAAAAGGUACUAAAUGCAUUCAUUGGCAUUGGAUUGUUAUUGUCUAUACUUCUUCCCCCACCAGGGUCUUGGAGGUAUAAUGAAAAGGUCUCUGAUGAAGACCUACUCUUCUCUUGGCAUGGAGGUGACCCAGGUUUUCACCCUCUGGGUCAGCAGAACACACAAGCUGUCAGGUCCUUUCCAGCUACGUAGCACUCUAGUCAUGCCUUUGGGCCCCAACACAAAUUAAAAUCCUUGGUCACCCAGCUAGUUCCCUUCUCACCCAAAGUCAUCCCAUUGCCCCAUUCCGUGAGGUUAUCCCCAUGACCCAUUUCAGAGGGAAAAGAAAAAACAAACCCAACCUCUCCGCACAGAUCGACCCAGAACCCCUUUCACUUAUUUGAUCUCAGAAGCAUUCACUGUGAAUCCCCUCUGCAGAGCAGACCCUUGAACUCUCAGGGAUCUCUAAUGCAAUUUGGAGCUUGCUCUUUGAUGCCUUUUGGGACUGUUGCUCUCUGAAAGGUUCUUUUCAUCAUUUUCAGCUCUUGGACUCAAAACCCUGGGUCAUUCUGCCACCUGUUCCCUGUAGUAGGAUCCCUUGUGGUAACCCGAUGCAAACUAAGCCUUUGGUCAGGAAGUGAUCUUGUUCUCUGGAGCUUUUGGGGGGGAGCAAAUUAGUCCAUUUUUCCAUCACCCAUUUUCCUCAUCAUCCAGGACAUCCUCAAAAAAAACCUGAAUGUAACUUAAGUUCUAGGUCACUUCCUUAUUUCUAGCAGGAAAUGCCAUCAUACUUAGUCACUCAAUCACCUGUGCUACUGCUGGAGGUAUCCAAUCACUCAUCAGAACCUUGUGCAGAUUAAGCCCUUAGUCACUUUGUGCCAUUUAAGUUCUUGGUCACCCAGUUUUACUUCCACUACUCCUGAGGGUUAUUUCAUUCAUCUCCUAGGUUUGCUUUUAGAAGCAAUUCUGACAUACAUUUCUAAAAUCAUGUGAUUCAAUAUUUUGCAAAACCCAAGAGUGUGUGGGGAAAACAGAGACAGGAAAAAUACAUGGGUGAUACAAUUUAAUUAAGAUCUAACAAAAGCUGUAGGACAUUUAAAAAUAAUUUUAUUUAUUUAAAAAAUUUUUUUCCACAUUUACAUGAUUCAUUUUCUUUCCCUCCCAGAGCCAACAAGCGAUUCCACUGGAUUGUAUAAAUGUUAUCACUUGAUAUCUAUUUCCAUAUUAUUCAUUUUUGCAGUAGAGCGAUUUUUUAGAGCCCAAACCCCAAAUCCUAUACCCAUAUAAACAAGUGAUAAGCGUUAAGUCAUGUGUUUUCCUUCUGCGUUCAGUGUGGAUAGCGUUCCUCCUCAUAAGUCCCUCAGGAACGUGUGGGACAUUUUCUUAUACAUGUUUACUGAUGAAGAACUACCUAUACACUACAAUAGCGGCAGCCCUCAGUCUUGGGCUGCUGUGCGGCAGGUUCUCUGGUUCCCGUAGGGCCAGGCUGGCCCAGUGGAUGGCCACAGGCCUGGAGGCAAGCCUUGUUGGCUCAAAACUCUGGGAUCCUCCCUAUGAAAGAAAGUGGGAGUUUGGGGGGGAGGGGUGCUGACUGGCUCUCUCCAUCCAUAGUUCCUGUUGGACCAGAAAAUACAUCCUAACUAUGGCACUUUACCUGGAAAAGACCUGAGGUUUGCGGGUGGAAGUGAGCCUCCUAAAGGUUAUAUCUUGUACGUGAUUAGGAAGUUAUCUGCCAUCAGAUGAAAGCUGAGCACUCCAUAUGGAGCACCACGUUCUGUGCAGCUUGGGCCAGAGGGUGCGGGUUUCUGUGUUCUUGUUCCUCACAGAUGAGGUCACACGCCAGCAAAUACCAGGUCUGGGCUCUGCUCAAGUUGUUCCCUAACCUAGAAUUGCAUUGAAACAAAGCCACGUUUUUCCAACGGACUUACCUGCUUUUAGGAUAGAAUGCCAUCUGCCAGCUCUCUGGACAAAGCGUCACUCGGCAGUGCGUGGCAUAGCUUAAUCCAAGUUCUGCUAGGACGGGGGAAUCGACUCGUCAGAUUCUAGGAAGCCGACUCUUCACCUACUCAUUGUUGAUGUGUAGAGAUCACGGCCAAUUUCUUGUUAAUUAGCACAGAUUCUCUCUAUACAAAUAGAGGUGGAGGUGAGAGGAGCACAAAGAAAUGAGAGUCUUGCCUACAGUCAGCAAAAGGAAAAAACAAAAACAAAAAGCCGGCUUUUGGUUCACAGGCCAUCUCACUGGUUGAGCAGGUCAACUACAAGGUGUUAUAUAUAUUUUUAAUAAAGUCAGUCAACUGCCAGCUCCAUUCCAGGUACUGUGCUCAGUGCGCGGGAUGCACAGAAAGGCAGAAGAAAAGCUCCCGGCUGACGGUAGCCACAUUUCAAAUUUAUAUCCAAGCGGCUACUAUUUUGCCUCGCACGAAGCAAACAUGAUACGGUCUACAAUCCCAAAUGUCAUUUGUUUCUUUUCCUUUUUAAUUUCCAAAUCCUUUCCUUUUGCUGCUGGUUGAUCACCCUCCCAGGAGACAAGCAAUAGGAUAUCAGUUAUACCUGUAAAGUGUUGUGAAACAUUUCCAAACACAAUCCCCAAACUCACUGGGGACAUUAGAUUUGUGUAAGUGUUCAUGGAAAUUCUUUGAAAAGAAUAAAUGUAUGAGAUGAUUUAAUUGUUAUUGAAAGCUGUAUAGCUAGCAACCCAAAGCCAAAUUACGCAUUUUCUUAUUCACUCGAGUAAAUCCAGUGCUUUUGUACUCUGUUCAAACCUGAGAAUUUACAGAAAUAAAGGCUGUUGUUAAAAAAAAAAAA
Molecule: messenger RNA, 9423 nt
Organism: Monodelphis domestica (gray short-tailed opossum)
Lineage: Eukaryota; Metazoa; Chordata; Mammalia; Didelphimorphia; Didelphidae
Gene: MAP3K4
Product: mitogen-activated protein kinase kinase kinase 4
Biological process (GO): protein phosphorylation; MAPK cascade
Molecular function (GO): protein kinase activity; ATP binding
Source: RefSeq, a predicted model, not a curated record